This is a messenger RNA of Gossypium raimondii (Peruvian cotton), 2399 nucleotides long. RefSeq names its product L-type lectin-domain containing receptor kinase VII.1. Lineage: Eukaryota; Viridiplantae; Streptophyta; Magnoliopsida; Malvales; Malvaceae. The transcript has a single exon. Bases 140 to 2194 code for a protein of 684 amino acids. The record is from RefSeq and is a predicted model, not a curated record. Gene Ontology annotation, biological process: protein phosphorylation. Gene Ontology annotation, cellular component: plasma membrane. Gene Ontology annotation, molecular function: protein kinase activity; carbohydrate binding; ATP binding.
AAGAAAAAAGAAAAAAAAAGACCAUGGACUUUUAAAAACCUCAAAUAGUACUACGAACUUAUCAAACUUGAAUUCUCCCACGAACAAAGUAGCUCUCCAGGUUCUUUUUUGUGUUUGCAGCCUGCUGCAGGCUGCAGCAAUGGAGAAGAAACACCCAAAGCUUGUCUUGUUUGUUCUUAUGUUCUUUAUAAUCACCAUAUCUCAACCUAUUUCAUCACUUGAUUUCGUCUUCAAUGGCUUCAACAACUCAACUGAUGUUUUACUCUACGGCAUAGCCGACAUAGAUUCUUCCAACAUCCUUACACUCACGAACGAAACUGAUUUCGUUGUCGGUCGAGGUCUUUACAGCUCAAAAAUCCCAACAAAAUCCCCUAAUUCAUCUCACGUUCUUCCUUUUUCAACCUCUUUUAUCUUCUCCAUGACUCCUUCGAGUAACAAAGAAACCCUACCUGGACAUGGGAUUGUCUUCAUUUUUACACCAAGUCCAGGCAUCGAUGGGACUACCUCGUCACAACAUCUUGGUCUUUUCAACCUUACUAACGAUGGAGACAGUGAUAACCAUGUCUUUGGUGUUGAGUUCGAUGUGUUUUUAAACCAAGAAUUUGAAGACAUGGAUGAUAACCAUGUCGGAAUCGAUGUUAAUUCACUUAAAUCAACAAGCUCCCAUACGGCAGGUUACUGGCCCGACAAUGGAGAUCAGGGUUUUGAGGAACUUAAGCUUAACAGUGGUGAGAACUAUCAGGUUUGGAUUGAAUAUGCUGAUUCGGUUGUUAAUGUAACUAUGGCACCUAUAGGAACCAAAAGGCCUAAACGUCCAUUAUUGAAUGUUUCUUUGGAUUUAUCUGAUGUUUUUGAAGAUGAAAUGUAUGUUGGAUUUACUUCAUCAACUGGUAGAUUGGUUCAAAGUCAUAGGAUUUUAGCUUGGAGUUUCAGUAACUCGAAUUUUCGAUUAAGUGAAAGGUUGAUCACUACUGGUUUACCUUCAUUUAUUAUCCCCAAAACACCAGUUUAUAAGCACAGAUCGUUUAUUGUUGGUGUCACAAUGGGGAGCUUCCUUGUUCUUGUUUUGAUUGCCCUGUUUUCUCUGUUUUUGGUUAAGAAGAAAGCAAGGGAAAGAGCGGCAAUGGAAGAUUGGGAAUUCGAGUAUUGGCCGCAUAAGAUGACAUACAGAGAGAUCGAUGCAGCUACCGAUGGUUUCUCUGAUGAAAACGUGAUUGGUUUCGGGGGAAACGGAAAGGUUCACAAGGGUGUUUUACAAGGAGGAACAGAGAUAGCUGUGAAACGAAUUUCGCACGAAAAUGAUGGCAUGAGAGAGUUUUUGGCCGAGGUUUCGAGUCUCGGUCGGUUAAAGCACAGGAGUUUGGUCAGUUUAAAAGGUUGGUGUAAGAAAGAAAAAGGUACAUUCAUGUUGGUUUAUGAUUAUAUGGAAAAUGGGAGCUUAGACAAGAGGAUAUACUAUGAUUGUGAUGAGACCAAAAUGUUGAAUUAUAAUGAUAGAAUUAGAAUCAUAAAAGAUGUUGCUUCAGCAAUAUUGUAUUUGCAUGAAGGAUGGGAAGCUAAGGUCUUACAUAGGGAUAUUAAAGCAAGCAAUGUAUUGCUUGAUAAGUACAUGAAUGGAAGGUUAGGUGAUUUUGGGUUAGCCCGAAUGCACGGGCAUGGUCAAGUAGCUAGCACAACACGUGUGGUUGGAACCGUGGGUUACUUGGCACCUGAAGUGUUUAGAUGCCAACGAGCAUCGACACGAACCGAUGUGUUCAGUUUUGGGAUCUUAAUCUUAGAGGUCAUGUGUGGGAGGAGACCUGUAGAAGAAGGGAAGCCGGGUUUGGUGAAUUGGGUAUGGGAAUUGAUGAUGCAAAACCAAUUACUCGCCGCGGUCGAUCCACGGUUAAGAACCAAUGAUGAAGAGGUGGAGAAGGUGCUGCAUUUAGGCUUGUUGUGCUCAUAUCCUGACCCAAAUUCAAGACCAACAAUGAGACAAGUAGUUAAAGUGUUGGAGGGGAAGAAUGAGCGUUGUGAAGCAGAAACGGAGGAUAUGGAAGCAUACUUGUUGCACAAGGUGAAGACUAGAGAUAUGUGGAUUAAUUACUCUCGGAAUUUUGGGUAUGCGUUACACCCCACGAUCGAUAAUAUUCGACGGCCACAUUCGUCUUUUAUGUCACUGUCUUGGACCAACAGCAUUGUGGAAGGUAGAUAAUUUUUUAAUCAUUUGUUGGUUUUUUAAUCAUUUGAAGCACAAGCAUGCCUUGGAAGGACUCUGCAAAGAUGAAUCAUUAGGUGGGGGAUUGGGGAUGGGCUUUUUCUUUUGUGAUAUUUAGGCAUGUCAUUGUAUACAUGUAUGUUAAAAGUUUUGAACACACAUUAUUGUGAUGAUUAAAAGAUGAGUUUAUUUUUUUGGAUUA